Messenger RNA from Oncorhynchus nerka (sockeye salmon), 8194 nucleotides. Its product is annotated as nck-associated protein 5-like. The transcript is spliced from 11 exons. Lineage: Eukaryota; Metazoa; Chordata; Actinopteri; Salmoniformes; Salmonidae. Gene Ontology annotation, cellular component: microtubule plus-end. The coding region runs from base 1996 to 6459 and encodes 1487 amino acids. Gene Ontology annotation, biological process: microtubule bundle formation; microtubule depolymerization. The record is from RefSeq and is a predicted model, not a curated record.
GAGAGAGGAUCUAGAAUGGACUCAUCCCAACAGCAUGUUUGUUGUACAAUGGACUCAUCCCAACAGUAUGUUCUAGAAUGGAAUCAUUCCGACAGUAUGUUUGUGUUUGUUACCUACAGUAUGGUUUACUUUAAGUGACCUGUCUAGCACUGUCUGUUUAGGUCUCGUUGGAGGGGAUGAUUUCAGUACCUUCCCUCUACUUACAGCUGUCCCUGAACCCUAACACUACCAUAUGUUCUGCUCCUAUAGGCUUUGACAAAAGAAUCGCAGUGUGCUAUAGAUUACUAUAGAUUCCUCAGUUAUCUAGCUAAAGCCAGCAAACAGAUGGAUACACCAGUUAUACAUUUAUCUGAUCCAGCACAUCCAGUCUAACAUGGCAGAAUAGUGUUACAUCUCUCCAUCAUCAAGAACCUGACACUAGAGGGAUUUACUGUUCCAUUCUCAGAAGAGAAUGUCUUUAUCGCUAAACACUCCCUGUUAUUUGAGGUACAGUUGAAGUCGGAAGUUUACAUACACCUUAGCCAAAUACAUUUAAACUCAGUUUUUCACAAUUCCUGACAUUUAAUCCUAGUAAAAAUUCCCUUUCUUAGGUCAGUUAGGAUCACCACUUUAUUUUAAGAAUGUUAAAUGUCAGAAUAAUAGUAGAGUGAUUUAUUUCAGCUCUUAUUUCUUUCAUCACAUUCCCAGGCGGGUCAGAAGUUUACAUACACUCAAUUAGUAUUUGGUAGCAUUGCCUUUAAAUUGUUUAACUUGGGUCAAAUAUUUUGGGUAGCCUUCCACAAGCUUCCCAUAAUAAGUUGGGUGAAUUUUGGCCCCUUCCUCCUGACAGAGCUGGUGUAACUGAGUCAGGUUUGUAGCACCCCCACAACAUGAUGCUGCCACCCCCGUGCUUCACGAUUGGGAUGGUGUUCUUCGGCUUGCAAGCGUCCCCCCUUUUCCUCCAACUAUAACGAUGGUCAUUAUGGCCAAAGAGUUCUAUUUUUGUUUCAUCAGACCAGAGGACAUUUCUCCAAAACAUACGAUCUUUGUCUCCAUGUGCAGUUGCAAACCGUAGUCUGGCUUUUUUUAUGGUGGUUUUGGUGCAGUGGCUUCUUCCUUGCUGAGCGGUCUUUCAGGUUAUGUUGAUAUAGGACUCGUUUUACUGUGGAUAUAGAUACUUUUGUACCUGUUUUCUCCAGCAUCUUCACAAGGUCCUUUGCUGCUGUUCUGGGAUUGAUUUGUACUUUUCGCACCAAAAUACGUUCAUCUCUCCUUCCUGAGUAGUAUGACGGCUGCGUGGGCCCAGGGUGUUUAUACUUGCGUACUAUUGUUUGUACAGAUGAACGUGGUACCUUCAGGCGUUUGGAAAUUGCUCCCAAGGAUGAACCAGACUUGUGGAGGCUACAAUCUUUUUUUUUAGGUUUUGGCUGAUUUCUUUUGAUUUUCCCAUGAUGUCAAGCAAAGAAGCACUGAGUUUGAAGGUAGGCCUUGAAAUACAUCCACAGGUACACCUCCAAUUGACUCAAAUGAUGUCAAAUUAGCGUAUCAGAAGCUUCUAAAGACAUGACAUCAUUUUCUGGAAUUUUCCAAGCUGUUUAAAGGCACAGUCAACUUAGUGUAUGUAAACUUCUGACCCACUGGAAUUGUGAUACAGUAAUUUAUAAGUGAAAUAAUCUGUCUGUAAAAAAUUGUUGGAAAAAUUACUUGUCAUGCACAAAGUAGAUAUCCUACCCGACUUGCCAAAACUAUAGUUUGCUAACAAGAAAUUUGUGGAGUUUUUAAAAAACGAGUUUUAAUGACUCCAACCCAAGUGUAUGUAAGCUUCCAACUUCAACUGUAGAUUAUUGCCCUGAGAUGAGGCUGUUAUGUCUCCUAUGGUCUAGCUGUUAGAUGCCAUAGGAGUCUACAGCCAUGUCCCAAGGCAAGGGUAGACUUAUGCUUGUGGUUACGUAGUACAUUGUGGUUUUGUGAGUAAAGUGAGACGAUUGUAACAUUAGGAACCGCCUUCUUGUGUUCAUGAUGAGAACCAUGUCUGAUGAGACAGAACCGAGGAUGUGUGAUAACCUGGAGGAAGAGGAGGGAGACGUUGAGGACUACCUGGAGGAAGAGGAGGGAGACGUUGAGGACUACCUGGAGGAAGAGGAGAACAACGGAGAACUGAUGGACCGACUCAGAGAGUUGGAGGCAGAAAACUCAGCUCUUUUGUUGGCCAAUGAGAAUCAAAGAGAAGCAUAUGAGAGAUGUCUGGAUGAGGUGGCCAACCAUGUGGUCCAUGCCCUCCUCAACCAAAAGGAUCUGCGAGAGGAGUGCAUCAAGCUGAAGAUGCAUGUGUUUGACCUGGAGAGACAGAACAGAGUGUUGUGUGAGCUCUUCCAGCAGAAGCUACCCAACCAGUCAAGCUCUCAGGACCAGGUGCAGCCAGGACCCCUCCCAGUAUACAAUACACAGCUGCUGCACAAUGUCUCUGACAAGCAGGUGGGGUCACAGUCACAGAGCGACGCACAAGCUAAGGGAAAUGGGUUUCACCGCACACUGCCACAGGCCCCAGCAACUCCCCCCAGAGGCCCAGCCGCAUCCAUGGAUGCCCUGUCCCCAUUCUUCAAGAAGAAAGCACACAUUCUGGAGGUCCUUCGAAAGAUGGAGGAGACAGACCCCCUCAAGUUCCACCCCUCUGCAGGCAGCAUCACCUUCUGUGACUACAGUCAGGUCCUGAUGUCCACAGAGGCUGUCCUGGCUGCUGGAGACCUGUGUAAGAAGCACCAGACACUCUGCUCCUGCUCAGACUCCGACAUGCAACAACAGCAGCACAUGAAUGGUGAAGGGCAGUUAUGUCCUACACACCUCAAAAAGAGCACAGACAGUCCAGUCAAAUGUAACUAUGUUUGUGGUAGUACUGCAAAGCUCAACCUGACCCCGAACAAUGUCAAAGGCACAUCCACCACAGCUGCUAUCAGUGAAUGCCACAUCAAGAGCACAUCAGUGGAGAAACAACAGACAAUGAAUGACCACCAGCAACCAGCAGGUCCUAACUCUUACUUGUCAAUCACAGUUGUAGAUCAGACUAGCCCAGCCAAUCAGGGCCCAGAGGCUGGAUUAAAGACUGGGCAGGUCCAGGACACAGAGAAGGAGAGCUGUCUUAAAGGGAAGUCUGAUGAGGAUGGUAGUUUGUUUACCUCCCAGCUGCCUGUCCCUGGAGUGAAGGACAACCCUCAGCUAGCAUACUGUGAGCUGGAAACCAAUGGGUUUAUCUUCUCUUCCAAUGACAGUGAUAACGUGUUGAGUGAUGUAGUUAUUCCAGAGAAAGACGGUGGCCCAGCAGAGGAGUGGGAUUUCUCUGGGAGAGCCAACGUGGCCCUCAGCCCCAUCCCUUCAUCUUGUCUCAGCGACAUCAAAGCUGCUGCCAUCAAUUCCCCGUCCAGGGUCCUCAAGUUCCUAAAGAUCCCUACAAUGGCAGAGAGGACCCAGGCAGGGGCCAGCCCUGUCCGUCUGAGCCCCCAGCUCACCCGCACGUCUAAGAUCCCCUGUCGCACUAACAACUAUGAGGUGUACCACUCCCCUGUCCCCUCACGCAGAGCCGCUACCACAGAAAGGGCCAGGCAGCCUCCUCCUCCACCCGCCAGGUCCGAGUCCUACCCAGCCACUACGCACUCAGCCUCAGCCCCCACCUCCCCGCCUCAGCCUGAGGACACCUGCUCCCCUCCAGCCAAGGAGCUUUGCUACAGGAGCCUCUUAGCCCCCAAGACCAACAAUGGUGUCCCCGAUCCACUGGCCCCUGGCACUUCUCACACACCCAGGGCCUCUUCGCAGAAGGUCCCGUACUAUGAGAACAUGUUGGAACUUUCCACCUCGGCUCAGGUAGAAGAAUCCAAGGUCCCAGAGAACGUAAACGUAUCAUCUUUCUCUCAUACCAUAACAGAUAGUGACAGGAAGCAAAUUAAUUCACUACUACAGAAAGACAAUGUCCUGUUUCUCCAGCAGCAGCAUUUGUCCCCUGCUUCGGACUCCUCAUCCUCUUCCUCGUCCUCCUCAUCUUCGUCCGAUCAGGAUGGCAACACAGAGAGCCCAGUCUGGCACGGCCACCACAGUCUGCCCAACCCCUCUGCCCUCAGAGCAGCUCAGUCUCAGAGCAGCCCAGCUCACUAUGCCAGCAUGAAAGACAGAGGAUCACAGGACCAGGAUACUAGAGAGGCUACAAUACAGAACUCUGAUCUCUCCCAGUCCCAGCCUCCAGUUCUCCCAGCCAAGAGACAUGAUCCCUCGUCCAUUCCCAAGAGGCCUUCUGGGGUAGCAGGGUCAGGGAGUCAGCCAGCCGAGUCUAGUCACACAUUCAAAUACAGGCUGGCUGCACUUGGCAAGCUGAGGAGCUCAGAGGACUUACAAAUCAAUGUGCUCCUGCCAGUAGACAAGCCAGAGCCUCAGAGUGAGGAGAAUAUAGUCUAUUUUAACGAUGACAGGAAUAAGACAGAGGAGAGCCCUGUGGAUGGUCAUUUAGAGGAGCAGAGACACUCGGAAUAUACAGACUCUCUGGACGGUAAGCUUAAAGGUAUUCCUGGUAGCGUUGCUUUCCCAGGUGGCUGUCAGUCCUAUGAUCCAGCAGCUAAGUCUCUCUUUGGCUCUUCAGUCGCCAAGACAGAGCUGGAGAUGCUCUCAUCCAGAGUGGGUGUGGCUAAGACGGACAGCCCCAAAGGUAAACUGGGCCUCCCGUCUCCAAACACUGACACUCCCAUUGUUUUACGCAACAACAUGAAAUGCCCGGCUUCUCUGAACCUGUCUUACCAUGGUAAACAACCUGCACCCAGCAUCCCUUACAGCAGCAGCAGCCCCAGCAAGGUCCCUCCUAAGUCCCCGUCUAAACCGUGCCAGGGCCUGGCUCCCUCAGCUGGAACUGGGAAGCCCACCCUGGAGGCCCCAGCCCUGGUCCCCCGGUACUCCUCCAAGUCAGAGGACAGGAGCAAACUCAAUGCAAACAAGAGAAACACCACAGUAUACAGUGACAGCCUUCCUCCCCCGCUCCCAAUGCCAGAACCGCAGCAGCCGGAAGAGGAGAAGAGACACCUUCUCCCUAUUGUCUCCAGCCCCACACUUGGCCCCACGUCAGCCAUUGAGGAGAAGGUGAUGAAGGGUAUCGAGGAGAACAUGCUGAAGCUGGCAGAACAGGACAGAGGACAGGUUACUGAGGUCAAACUGAAGGCCUCUAACGGGAUCGCCAGCUGGUUUGGCCUGAAGAAGAGCAAACUCCCAGCUCUCAGCCGCAAACCAGACAUACCACCUAAGGUCAAAGACGAGAAGAAAGGUGGAGAGUGGAGGCUGAAUAUCCCUUCCAAAAUGGCGGGGUCUAAGUCUAAAGGAGAGGGGGUGGGGGUGGAGAGCCUAAAUAUCUCGAUGCUGAUGGAGAAGGCGGAGGGUCUGAGGAGAGCUCUGGAGGAGGAGAGGGCCUACGUGAACGGGGUUGGGGGGGUCGGGAUGGACCGGUCUGGAAGGGGCCACUCCUGUGAGGUGGUGAUGGACCAAUCACAGGGCCAGCUGGCUGUGAUGUACAGGGGAGCGCGCUCAGACAACUUCAUGCAGCAGCUACUGAACAGGGUGGAUGGGAAGGACUUCAGUGGCAUCAGUGUGGCUCAGAGACGCCUCUCCUUUGACUGUAAAACCUCCAGACCGUUCAGCAGACACACCACCAGCGGGGAGGACAUGCAGAAGGGUUCAGAACAUAUGAUCAGCAACGUCCCCUCAGAUGACAAUUUAGCUGACCCAGUUCACUCUCAUCACUUCGCAGCUUCUGGUGCCUCCACCUACACCCUGGACAGUGGCAUUGGCACCUUCCCUCUGCCUAACUACUGUAGUGGUACGCCUGGGAGAAGCCUGUCUAAGGUGAGGGGGGCUGGAGCUGAGCAUGGCUCCUCUGGUUCUCCUGGCCGGGCAGGGAGGAGGGCUAGGACCCUGGACAGAGAGCCCUCAUCCAUGGAGCAGUGCUAUCAAUCUCACAGAGACAUGACUGCCCCGGUAAUGUACGGGUCUGUACUGGAGGGGAAAGGCAUGCCCAGGCAAACAGCUGGGGUCAUUCAUGAAGACACAGAAGCCUAUGGAGCUCACAUGCUGUCCCCCCGCUCCAAGACCUGGACCUUCCCCAACCUGAAGACCCCUGCAGGGCCCACUGAGAUGUACCUGGCUGUGGAAGAAGAGGUGGAGACGGCCCCCUAUGGAUCCCCUUUCAGAGGGAAGGCCUGUGGUACCUCUGGAUCUCGUAACAUAGACCCCAGCAGUCUGCCGGUGCCGGCCCAGACAGGGCUGAGCCGACGGGGGAAGAUCCGCAGUGCGCCCAGUGCCCCAGAGAUGGGCCUUGGCCGCGAGACAAGCCUGGAGCUGGUGAGGGAGAGGCCUGAGGAGGCCCUCUCUCCCAGCCGCCCGCAGGUCCUAGAGACCCCAGAGUCACUCAGUGACUCUCUCUACGACAGCCUCUCUUCCUGUGGCAGCCAGGGAUGACUUGCAGAUCUUACUAUGGUGCCAACUGACCCACCUUAGUGGAAUAUGGACUGUGCUAAGAUAUACCCAUUUCACACUAUCGUACCAACCUGAACCAAAUUGGGCUGGCUCCAAUUCCAAAAUGUUCUUUUCAGAAUGGUUCUAGCUACUAUGGCGGAUGCGUAACCAGGCCAGCCGGAUACAGCUUGGUCCGACCCAGCUUAGUUUGUCUCAGUAGUGUGAAAAGGGUACAAGUGAUGCUGACCAUCCUUAGAGGAAUAUGGACUGUGAUAAGAUGGUGUCCCCUUAAGACUUUCAUGUUUGCUUUCUCACCAGCUACUGUAUGUUUCAAGGUUAACUGGAAAGACAAACCUCUCCUCAGGAUAACUACAACCCAAAGGAUAGACUAUUCACAAUAACACUGUUUUAUGACAGGAGAGAAUUGGACAAACACACUGCUAAUCAAAAUAGCUAUUUAUAUAAUUGUAUGAUUAUGGAAAUAGUGUGCUGAGCGAUUAGGACUUUGAGGUCUUUUUGGUUCAAUUACUAAAAAACAAUACCAGUUUGAUUUCAAUUAUUUAUUUUGCUAAUUAAAUGCUGUACCACAGAAUAAAACAAAGUCCAAUGAUGGUAGUUACAUUUGAAAGUGACUGCCCAUUACUGCACCAUGUAUUCACAUUCAUUUAAUCAAAUAUUCCAGUUGUGUAUAUUACCUUAUUAUUCCAUUCCAAGUCAUCUCAUCUCUAUUGAGCUGCUGCCUAUGCUCUGACAAAAUCCCUAUUUUAGAAGUUCAAAAUAAAUAAGGCAUAUUUUUAUGACCGCUGAAUACCAACUAUCAAUCACUUAGAUAAUGCAUGUAGACACCUCAGGAAGCAAGUGCUCUCUAUCCCUAUCGCGCAUUCUUCUGUCUGCCUCACACUAACCUAAGGUAGCAUGCCUAAAAGAAGCAGACCGGCCAAGUAGCUGCGCAAUGUAUUAUGGUCAUUGUAGUUAAUUACCACGGUUUUCAGCGCGAAAUGAUGUACUUUCCAACAGUUCAAUAUUCUACAACUCCCUACUACAUUGCACAGUUCGGGCUUGAACCGAUUUAUCUCUAGAGAAACUGCGCAAUGUGGUCAUUGAGGUCAGAAAACAACUAAAUGGAAUUCAAAUAAUUGAACGGAUGUCAGUCCAUUUGAAAACAAAAAUAACUAACAUUUCAGUUAAUCGCAUAGUAAUAGGUAAUACACAUGAUGACAAUAUCGAACAUUCCCACACAAAAAAUAAUUUUAUGUUGAAAUUGAAUGUCUUGUUAAUUAAGUCUUACGCCAACCUUCACCUGAACAUGCAAGGACUCAUUACCAAUAAAUCAUUCUCUUUAUCAGCACACCCAAUGUACUGAAUCCUUCAUCUUGAGUUUCAUUUUUCACUAUUGAAUACAUUUAAUUUUAUGUCAAAUUGUUUGUUGAUGGGGUUAAGAUUUUCUCUAACUGCCAAGAAAGCGUUUAGUUUAGCCGACCAUUCUCUGAAGGUAAUAUGCCAGCAAUAAUAUUGUCCAAUUAAUUAUGUAUUUAUUUUUAUGUUAAAUCAACUGCAUAUUUGUAAUUGUCCAUUUUAUUUGUUAACUUGUAAAUGCAGUCACCUGGCUAAAAUAGAUUGUUUAACUUUGGAUGUCAUAAUCUUGAACAGCUAAGAUGUCAACAUUAUUUUAAUAAGGUUUUUGAUUAUUUCUUGUUCAUGUGUUCUCACUGAAGCACAAAUAAAAUUAUACCAUAUA